GCGGCAGGAGCCCCGGAGCCGGGCGGGCAGAUGCGGCAGCAGGGGCCCCUUCCCGCGCUGCCUUCCCGGCCGGGCCCCCCGCCGGCGCGAACCAGUGGCCCACGUGUGCGCCGCCUGGGCUGCAUUGCGGCUCCAGCUGCUGCCCGGCGCAACCGAGGGAAGCGAUGCGGAGGCCGAGCAGGUCUGCAGACCCCUGGCACUGCCUGUGGCUUCCCCGGCGGUGGGGAAGGGGCUGCGUCUGGCUGAGCUUUGUUUUGCUGUGUCUUGCCAUGGUCUAUGUAAUCUGCCUGCAGUCAGGGCUUGUGCUGCGUUUGGGACCUCGGGCAGCCCUCCGGGGCAUCCAUGCCCGCCAUGCAGGAAACAGGACUCUGGAACUCCUCCCUGCUGGCUCCAGCAGCCGGAACUUGGGCUCUGCGCCACAAGCUCUGCCCUGGGGCUCCUUCUUUUCCAGCAUCAGGAGUUUCUGGCAGCGUCUGGUGGAGGUGCUGGUUGGGUCCCGGCGUCACCGAAGGGCUUCCCAGUCUAGCCUCCCUGCUCAGCCCCUGCCCUGGCCUGUCUGGCAAAAGGAGCUCUCAUCUCAGGUGCUGGGCCCACGUCUCCAGCAGGUCUUCCGAAACUACCAGGCCAUGAACAAAUACCACGUACCACCAGAUGCUGGUCCACGCCAAGGUACCCCACACCUAACUGGAAUGGAGCUCUUGUGCCAGCUCAAAGGCCGCGUGGAUGUUACGACCCUGUUGGGGGAUGAGGGCCCCUUUGCAGCCCCUGAAUGGGUGGGAGUGCUGCCCCGGAGGAGUCUGGCUGAGGACCUGGGACCCUUGGAGAGGUGUGCAGUAGUGAGUUCUGCAGGCUCCAUGUUGGGAUCCGGACUGGGCAAGGAGAUUGACUCCCAUGAUGCUGUUCUUCGCUUCAACGGAGCGCCAACCAUGGGCUACGAGCAUGACGUGGGCACGAAAACCACCCUCCGCCUUGUGAACUCGCAGCUGAUGGCUUCCCCUGAUCAGCAUUUUCUGGAUGGCCUUCUCUAUGCCCAGGGAGCUUUAGUUGCUUGGGACCCAGCCCCUUACCCAGGAGACCUGCAGGAGUGGUACGAGGCCCCUGAUUACCCCCUAUUCGGCCCAUUCCGCACCGUGCGCUCCCGCAGACCUUGGCAGCUCUUUCACCUGUUGCACCCACGACUGCAGUGGCAGCUCUGGGAACUGGUGCAGGAAGGAGCAAGAGAGCAAGUGCAGAGGAACCCUCCAUCCUCAGGGCUGCUUGGGACGGUGCUGAUGAUGUCACUUUGCAACACAGUUCAUGUCUACGAGUUCCUGCCAUCAAGACGCCAGACACACCAGUGCCACUACUACCAGACUUUCUCAGAUGACGCCUGCACACUUGGUGCCUAUCACCCGCUGCUCUUUGAGAAGGAAUUGGUGCGGCGCAUGAACCGUGGCUCUCAGGAAGACCUGGCGCAACGUGGCCGUGUGACUCUGCCAGGGUUCCGGGCCUUGAACUGUUCAGAGGAUGAGUAAGGCAGGGAAAGAGACAGCCACAGGCAUGGGAAAGUCUGGGUGGUGUGUUCACCAGGAAGCAGGAAGAGUAGAUGGGCCACAGGCACUCCUCAUUGCAGGAAGAGGUCAUCAUGAUAUGGAUGGUCUCAGAGGAGCAGACAAGCCUGGAAAGGUGGCGGCCUCAGACAAUGCAGCCCCUCCCAGCAGCAGGGGGUCAAGGGGCACUAGAAGGAAGAGAGCUUCGGUGAGACUGUUGACAAGCGCAUGGUGUCUCCCCUACCCCUGGAUCAGCUUCUGGUGCUCUCUCCACUUCAACCAAAUGCAACUUCCCUGGACCAGCAUUAGGAUGCUGCUUUCCAUCACAGCUAGGCCAAGACUAGAUCAAAGCUGGUUUUUUUUAAAAAAAGAAUA
Messenger RNA from Eublepharis macularius, 1904 nucleotides. RefSeq names its product beta-galactoside alpha-2,6-sialyltransferase 1-like. The record is from RefSeq and is a predicted model, not a curated record. Gene Ontology annotation, molecular function: sialyltransferase activity. NCBI's taxonomy places the organism in Eukaryota, Metazoa, Chordata, Lepidosauria, Squamata, Eublepharidae. The transcript has 6 exons. Bases 165 to 1514 code for a protein of 449 amino acids.